Molecule: messenger RNA, 4806 nt
Organism: Girardinichthys multiradiatus
Lineage: Eukaryota; Metazoa; Chordata; Actinopteri; Cyprinodontiformes; Goodeidae
Product: sal-like protein 3
Exons: 3
Coding region: 282-3911 (1209 amino acids)
Biological process (GO): regulation of transcription by RNA polymerase II
Cellular component (GO): nucleus
Molecular function (GO): DNA-binding transcription factor activity, RNA polymerase II-specific; RNA polymerase II cis-regulatory region sequence-specific DNA binding
Source: RefSeq, a predicted model, not a curated record
UUAGAAAACAGCCACACACACACACCGUAGCUCCAUAUGACACGGUGCUGCCAGGCGGAUUUCCAUACAGCACCUCUUUUUUUGUCUUUAACUUUCUUCCAUGAAAUCCCACGCUGCAGAGAUUUCCCUUUUUCUCAUCUACGGGCUUACUUAAUAACCUGCGGGAACUUCGCUCCAUUGGGAGAUUGAAUGCGCGCAGGAGCUCGUUCAAGUGCGCAAAAACGUGUCUGGUGCCAUUCGAGCGACUGAUGCCCCCCUCUCUGUCUUACUCGCCGUGAAUCAUGUCACGCCGGAAGCAGAAGAGACCCCAGCAACUCGUCAAUGCAGAUCCGGGGGGCCCGAAGCUGCUGCAAGAUGACCAUCUGAGCUUAAAGUCACCAUCCACAUCUCUGGGAUCAGAGCUAACCUCAUCAGGUUCCUCCUCUUCAUCUCCCACCUCGCUGCGCGACUGCCAGCCGCCCCUGGCCACUCGCCCAUCCCCUGGAGGGCUCCACGCGCCUUCCUUGCCCAGCGAGAGCUCACCUCCUCCCCACUGGCCCAGCCACAUUGCUCCCUUUACCACAUCCCUCCCCAACACCCACUCCUCCCUCUCGCCAGACUUCCCUCAUCCCUCGUUGUCUUCCCAGACUCACUCACCUCCUCCUCUGGAUCAAUCCUCUGGUACCCACAGCCUGAACCACAAAGUUAACACACACUCCACCAUGACCUCUCCCCCAAUGGGAAGCUCUGCCACCACCUCUACCUCUUCCUCCUCUUCGUCUUCCUCCUCCUCUCAGCAACCUCAACCAGACAGCUCCAGUCCUGGUCAGCAGCAGUCUUCCACCUCAACAGGGGAGCAGGGGCAGAUCCAGGUGCCUUCAACCCUGGCGGUGCUUUUAGAAGAACUGCGGGUCCUGCAGCAGCGGCAGAUUCACCAGAUGCAGAUAACAGAAGAGAUCUGUCGGCAUGUCCUCAGGCUUGGAGGAGCUGUUUUCGGCCAAGAUAACAAUCCACCAGGUAGUGGUGCAGAUAGCAACCAGAAGUCCACUGGAACAGCAUCUUCAUCGCCUACACAUCCUUCAACCAAUACUCCAGUAACUACAGCUUCAUCCCUUUUGACUGGACUCCCGUCUUCCUUCUUCCCUCAGCCAGCCAUCUCGAAAUCAGGGACUUCACUUAUCAAUGGAGACAGACCUCAAUCCUCCUCAACUUCCAGCUCAUUAUCAUCACCCUCUUCCUUAGCUAUUUCUUCCAGCAUCAAUUCAUCUGUUGCCUCCCUGCACCCUCUAUCCUUAUCCUUGGGUCUGUCGCCACGCUACCUCCAUGAGAAAUCAUCCAACACCUCUUCAUUUGGACACAGCAAUGGCAUCGGUUUCCAAAAUUCUCCCCUUCCUACGACCAGCCACUCGCAGGAGCUUCAAUCAAGUUCGCCUCUCACCUCUUCCUCCUCAUCAGGACGACCUCAACAUGUCUGCAGGUUCUGUGGAAAAGUCCUGAGCAGUGACUCCUCCCUUCAGAUUCAUCUGAGGUCACAUACAGGUGAAAGGCCCUACCAGUGUCCAGUGUGCCUGAGCCGUUUUACAACCAGAGGGAACCUCAAAGCCCAUUUCCUGAGACACAGAGAGCAGAACCCAGAGCUCUCCCUCUCUCUGCUGCCCCCUGCACUUUCGGAGCAAACACAGAGUGGAUCAGUUCCAGGUGCAGUUCAAAGGAGACGAAAACGUCGAGCUGAUGAUGACGAAACAUAUAAUGGAGUGAAAGGCAGUGUUCCCGGUAUAACAGAGAGCAUGGCCUUAGGAUUACUGUCUGGUGGGUCCACUCGGCCCUCACCUUCCUCUCUACCUCUGCCCCCUUCAGUGGACAUGGCUCUUCUGUCGACAGCCCACUCACUGUUACAGCUAAACAGAGCAUCAGCAGGUGCUGCCAGCACAUCCAGCACUGCUCUGCCUUCGUCAUCUCCAUCUUCCUCUUCUGCUUCUAGUCAGUACAAAGGAACUAAACAGCAGCGAUUUGAUGAAAACACUCCUCCUCACUCUGCUCUCCACACAGCUUCCCCAUACUCCCAACUGGCCCAUCUCCCCAAGAUACUUUUCCCCGGAGGUGCCUCCACCCACCACCUUGCACUUCUCAGGCCUCCAGGCCACCCAUCCACUUCCCACCUCUCUUUACCUCAUCAGCUACCCUUUCCAUUCCCUCCUUUUCCCAAACCAUCCGCCUCCUCCCCCUCCUCCUCCUCUCCCACCACCUCCACCCAGACCUCAGACACUUCCAAGUUGCAGCGGCUGGUGCAGAAACUGGAAAAGCAGCCACAAGGCGGUGCCUCUUCCUGCUCUUCUGCCUCCUCUCCUUCCACCUCCUCGCAAACCUCAGCUGAGAUUAAUGGGAAUACAAAUGUCCGUGACCUGACCACCACCUCAAGUGCCUAUCGCAGAGAGAUGUUGGCUGCUCUUGGACUAAGCCCUAGUGUCAGUGCUGCAAUGACUAGUCAGGGAGUCUCAGGUUCAAGCCUUACAACUACUACUUCUUCCCUGCCCACAACCCAAGUUGCUAAUCAGUGUGGAGUGUGUAUGCGUGUUCUUAGCUGCCCCAGAGCUCUUCGCUUGCACCAGGCCACACAUCUGGGAGAGCGUCCCUUUCCUUGUAAGCUUUGUGGGCGUUCUUUCUCCACAAAGGGCAGCCUUAGGGCACACCUGGCCACUCAUCGUGCAAGGCCACCAAAUGCCCGUGCCCUGAAUUCUUGCCCACUCUGCCCUCGCAAGUUCACUAAUGCCUUAGUUCUGCAGCACCACAUUCGCUUGCACCUUGGAGGGCAAAUACCACCUGAUGAGGAGAUGCCACCUGAAGAUGGGGCAGAAACAGAACGUGCUACCUUUAAAGACAGUCACAGUGAGGCUAUUAGUUCCCCAUCAAAAGUCCAAAUCCUUCCACUUGCCUUAACAACAGGGUCCAAGUCGCCAGUGGAGGCUUUCAGCUCAGGAUCCAUUUAUAAGCAGUCCAAAGCUUCUGAUACACAUUCUGUGAAGACUGAGGAAUCAGAGCGUUCAACUCCAAGUAUUAGUCCAUCUUUAAGCUGUAAUCCCCUCUCAAUGGGAACUGAUAAAGAUCUGCAGCUUGCAGACAUCGCCCCAGCUGAAUGUCCUACAGAGGAGAAACACCAUACUGAUCUGGGCAUUGCCAGUGUUUUUAAAGCCCCCUUACCUAGCUCUCAUUCAAUUGUGGACAAAGUAGACUGUCUCUCUGAUGAUACUCCUCUCUCCCUCUGUGUUACAAAGCCUGGUGUUGAAAAUGUUACACCCAGACCAGCUAACAGUGAUGUAAAAUUUUCCACAGAUGAGCUUGCAGCCAGUCCCAGUCGUACCACAGACCCCCCAGCUGCAAAUCCUGUGCCUUCACUUACGCCCCCUGCCAGCCCUGGAGCCACCCUAGGAGCUGAGGAGGCCAGUUGCAUUGUUUCACAGGAGCUGCAAGGAAGAAACACUUCCAAUAGUAAAGGAAAGAAUGAUACCACCACAUCCAGAGAGUCUCUUUCUAUGUCUGAACCAGAGCUGGGUAAGGAAGCAACUGUGAGGGAGGAUUGUGCUACCCUAAAAAAAACAUCUGAUAACCCAGAGACCUCUGCAGCAGCAACAGCACCACAAGGCCAGCCUCCUCGACCUGACAAGCCCUACAGCUGCUCCCACUGUGGAAAGGCUUAUGCCAGUCGAAGUGGACUUAAGGGUCAUAUGAAAAUGCACCCUGGAGCGUUGACGAAUGCCCCGGGCAGGACUCAGACCAAUGAAAAUGAACCUUCAGAGGAUCGCAGUACAGCUAAUAAAAUUUUUGGACAGCAGGAGGAAAAGCAAGGACUGGUCCCUGAGAAAGGUGACAGCAAUGAUCUGCUCCCAACCAGUGGCGACUCUGAUGUGACCGCUGAACCUUUGGACACAAAAUAGAAAGUUUUUCGAUAGAUCCUGACAAAGGGAAUGUAUUCUUAAUAGAAUAAGAUUUGCUUUGUAGAGUUUGUAAUUCUAACUCAUAUUUAGUAUUUGUAUAAGACAAAUAGGUAUAGUUUAUUUUUUAGUACUAUGACAGGAAAAUUGUGAAUGUAGUUUUUCUGCUGUCUAUUUUUGUACUUCAGAGACCACAGUGAGGCCUUAUCCUACACCUUUCAACGCAUUGUCCUCUCGUGCUUGGCUGGCACAAGUCAGCAUGUACUGUAUAUUAUCUUACGAGUAGUAAACUUUGAUUUGUUUGUUGUUUAUAACGGAAGUGUCCAGAAGUUUCAUACCAAAACAGGCCAUGUUAAUAAUGGCCACUGAACUGUACAUACAAGCUGCGAUUGUCUUUUUUGAUCGCUACCGUUUUCUUUCCUUUGUUUUAAUGCUGCUUAAUGCGUGUUUCCUGAUGUGCCGAGAUGCACUGUGAGAUGCACUGUGUCCCACGCUGCCGAAACAUCUGCUGAACAAACUCGCCCUUGCAAUGAUUGUAACUACGAUGAUUGUAUUAUCAGUUCCAUGUGGUUACAGUAAAACCUGUUUGAUGAUGGUGAAUGUCUUCCCCGUUUUUUGUGGUGCUAUCUGCAUUCUGAAACCCCCAACAAGGAUGAGCCCCGUCCUCUUACUGCUCCCUCCACUGGUUCCUCUUCUUUCUCAGCGCACUUGAGGGUGCUUCACUCCCACGUAAAUUGUAUGCGCUCACUGGAUUCUCCGCUUUGCUCAGUCUAGUAUUUGUAUGCUUUGCCUUCUUUCUGCAACCCCUCCUCUCUCUUUCUUGUAGCAAUGACAGAAUGUGUUCCCACGCUUCCCAUGUGAUGUUAAAAAAAAGUAAAUAAAACAAUGACAAUGCGAA